Molecule: messenger RNA, 586 nt
Organism: Salvelinus namaycush (lake trout)
Lineage: Eukaryota; Metazoa; Chordata; Actinopteri; Salmoniformes; Salmonidae
Product: ubiquitin
Exons: 2
Coding region: 267-500 (77 amino acids)
Biological process (GO): modification-dependent protein catabolic process; protein ubiquitination
Cellular component (GO): cytoplasm; nucleus
Molecular function (GO): ubiquitin protein ligase binding; protein tag activity
Source: RefSeq, a predicted model, not a curated record
UUAUAACAUGUAUAUUUAUUGCAACCGAAAUUGAUUAAUGCAAUGUAAAUCGUAAAUGUACAGGUUACAGAACGGACUAUGUUUUCAAUAGCGGAUGGAUAUUGUCACAGGACGCUUUUCUACGUCACAACGUUUCCUUUGUAUAAAUACAGUCAGCGUUCCCUUCAUAAAAUAUCAUCAGGUCCAUUGUCUACUUGAACAUAGAAGCAAGAAGAAAUUAUUAAAGAAGAUUUCGUGAAAUUGUCUUUGAGGUCAAUCGUGCAAAGAUGCAGAUCUUCGUCAAGACCCUGACAGGCAAGACCAUCACCCUCGAGGUUGAGCCAAGCGACACCAUUGAGAACGUGAAGGCCAAGAUCCAGGACAAGGAGGGCAUCCCCCCAGACCAGCAGAGGCUGAUCUUCGCCGGCAAGCAGCUGGAAGAUGGCCGCACCCUCUCAGACUACAACAUCCAGAAAGAAUCCACCCUCCAUCUUGUGCUGCGUCUCAGGGGAGGACCUUAAGUUUCCCCUGCUUUUUUCAAAAGUUACUGAUUUAUAGUUUUUUUAAUUCUUAAAGCCAUAAAGGCAAAAUAAAGGUAUUUCAUUUA